AUGGCGCACUCUGGACAGUCAGCUAAUAGCGGGUACAAGAUCUGGCCCCGGACGAUGGAUGGAUCACACAAGUAUUCGUCCAAGGAAUCCAAGAAAGAGCUCGCCCAACGACGAGCUUCAGUGUACCACGACCAACCAGCUUCCGAUGAGCCAAGUGCAUAUGGCGCCGCGUUUCGAAGCGAAGACGUCGCCGCGAGUGAGGCGCGCCAUCGGGCUAGAGCCGCAGAGAACAUUGCAAGGAUCAUGGGCCACAACGGCGGAAAGUAG
This is a messenger RNA of Colletotrichum fioriniae, 267 nucleotides long. The record is from RefSeq and is a predicted model, not a curated record. NCBI's taxonomy places the organism in Eukaryota, Fungi, Ascomycota, Sordariomycetes, Glomerellales, Glomerellaceae.